Naumovozyma castellii is the source of this 498-nucleotide messenger RNA. It is a transcript of the gene UBC7, whose product is annotated as E2 ubiquitin-conjugating protein UBC7. Lineage: Eukaryota; Fungi; Ascomycota; Saccharomycetes; Saccharomycetales; Saccharomycetaceae. The record is from RefSeq and is a predicted model, not a curated record. Bases 1 to 498 code for a protein of 165 amino acids. The transcript has a single exon.
AUGUCGAAGACUGCUCAAAGGAGACUACUCAAAGAAUUACAACAGCUAACGAAAGAUUCUCCACCGGGAAUUGUAGCUUGUCCCAAGAACGAGAAUAACCUAUUCAUCUGGGACUGCUUAGUGCAGGGUCCUCCAGACACAGCGUAUGAAGGUGGUAUAUUCAAUGCAAGGUUAGAAUUUCCAAAGGAUUAUCCACUUUCGCCACCAAAGCUCACGUUUACCCCAAGUAUAUUACACCCUAAUAUUUAUCCUAACGGUGAAGUCUGCAUCUCCAUCUUGCAUUCUCCCGGUGACGAUCCUAAUAUGUACGAAUUGGCUGAAGAAAGAUGGUCACCUGUCCAAAGUAUCGAGAAGAUAUUAUUAAGUGUUAUGAGUAUGUUGAGUGAGCCGAAUAUUGAAAGUGGUGCCAAUAUUGACGCCUGUAUACUUUGGAGAGACAAUAGGGAAGAGUUUGAAAGACAAGUUAGACAAUCAGUUUUGAAAUCGUUAGGGUUUUAG